Molecule: messenger RNA, 3864 nt
Organism: Orycteropus afer afer
Lineage: Eukaryota; Metazoa; Chordata; Mammalia; Tubulidentata; Orycteropodidae
Gene: PASK
Product: PAS domain containing serine/threonine kinase
Biological process (GO): intracellular signal transduction; negative regulation of glycogen biosynthetic process; protein phosphorylation
Cellular component (GO): nucleus; cytoplasm; cytosol
Molecular function (GO): ATP binding; protein serine/threonine kinase activity
Source: RefSeq, a predicted model, not a curated record
AUGAUGGAGGACAGAGGCCCAGCAGCCUUUGAGGACAAGCGGAGGUACCCGUCGGGGAGCCCCACUUUGUCGGCACCAGUGGAGAGCCCGGCUGGCCAAGGCACGCCCACACCCAGCAAGACCUUGUCCUCGGCCCGCAGACAUCUGAGCAGGAAGCAUGGGCUCUCCAAGCUCUGCCAGAGCAAGGUGGCACUCUCUGAGGACAGGUGGAGCUCCUACUGCCUGUCAUCGUUGGCAGCCCAGAACAUCUGUGCCAGCAAGCUGCACUGCUCUGGCCUGCUUGAGCUCUCCGACCCGGCCGGCUCCCUGGGCAGCUCCUCCUGCUGCUCCCUGCUACGGGGCCUGCCCUCGGGCCUGUCUGCAUCUCUGCUCCCAGCCCCUGUGGGCAAUCCCAACAAGGCCGUCUUCACUGUGGACACCAGGACCACUGAGAUCCUGGUUGCCAAUGACAAGGCCUGUGAGCUUCUGGGCUACAGCAGCCAUGACCUGAUUGGCCAGAAGCUCACGCAGUUCUUCCUGAAGUCGGACUCGGAUGUGGUGGAAGCCCUCAGUGAGGAGCACAUGGAGGCUGAUGGUUGCGCCGCUGUGGUGUUUGGGACAGUGGUGGACAUUGUCAGCCGCAGUGGGGAGAAGAUCCCGGUGUCCGUGUGGAUGAAGAGGAUACGGCACGAGCGUGGCCGCUGCUGCGUAGUACUGCUGGAACCUGUGGAGAGGGUCUCGGCCUGUGUCUCAUUCCAGUGCAAUGGGACCAUUACGUCGUGUGACAACCUCUUUGCACAUCUCCAUGGCUACAUGUCUGCAGAAGAGGUGGUCGGGCAGUGCAUCACGGACCUGAUUCCCUCUGUGCAGAUCCCUCCCCCUGGCGAGCACAUCCCGAAGGAUCUCAGGAUUCAGAGGUCAGUGGGGAGGGCGAGGGAUGGCGCCACCUUCCCCCUGAGCCUAAGACUCCAGCCCAGGCCUGCUCCCGAGGAGGUAGAAGGUGGGCCGACUGUGCCUGAGCCCAGCUACGUGGCCUCAGUCUGGGUGUUGUGUGCUGUCAGUGGCCUCAUCACACUCCUGCCAGACGGGACCAUCUACGGCAUCAACCACAGCUUCGCGCUCACGCUGUUUGGCUACGGGAAGGCUGCGCUCCUGGGCAAGAAUAUCACCUUCCUGAUCCCUGGCUUCUACAGCUACAUGGACCUUGCCUAUGACAGCUCCCUGCCCGUGCCAGACCUGGUCCAGCGUCUGGACGUUGACCGUGAGGGCAGCCCUAGGGGAGUGUCAGCAGGGCCCUGGAGAGGCUGGGACUUGUCCAGUGGGACCCAGGGCCCCAAUGAGAACAUCAUGCUCACCACCACUGGUGCUGUGCGGAAGGACAAGACCCUGUCAUCGGCUGGGAGCCAGGGAGAAGCCUUCCUGGAGACACAGGCCCCGAGGGAGCCUGGGGGCCUACCCCCUGCCCCAAGCUCCUCCCAGCCAAGCCCGGGAGCAGACACCACAGGAGGACUCCUGCUGUCCCGGGACCAGCAGACCCAGCAGGGACCAUGGGAGGAGGGCGCCCAGCAGGACCCUCAGGACGGUGGGUCUGAGCCUGGAGGUGAAGGCGUGCAUGCUGUGCGUGAAGACCCCGGAACCCCGAACGCAGCAGAGGAAUGGAGGAGGAAUGUUCCAGAGUGUGGUCUAGAUCCAAGGGGGGCCACAGGUGUCAGUCCUCAGGCCGAGUCUGCCGGGCCUGAGCCCCACCCUGGGAGCCGGUCAGCAGCAGCUGGCUCCCCGUCUCACUGCCCCCGGUGUGGGACUGAGCUGCUUGUCCAGCAGGAGGGCCUGAGCCCCCCAGGAACGACACACGUCUGGCUGGGGGUGCCAACACCGGACGAGCUGUGGUUGGGUGGUGUCAGUGACAGGGAAGAACUACAAACGUGCCUGAUCAAGGAGCAGCUGUCUAUGCCGAGCUUUGUGGGAGACAGGGACACCCCCUCUGCCGAACCUCUCCCCACAAAGCACCCUGCCUUUGCCACCCCUCUGUCACUCUGCGACCUUGGGGGUAGAGACCUGCAGGGCAGCCACUUGGGCAGCUCCUCAGCCUGCUGUGCCCUGGCCACAGACCUCCCUGGUGCCCUGGAGCACACAGAUGAGCAUGAUGCCAACAAGGCCAAGUUCUCCUGGGACUUCAAAGAGCUCUUCCUCAGUGACCGAGCAGCCUGGGCAUCGUCAAAUGGCUCCCACACGACCUUGGAUCUCAGCCGGAAGCCCUCUUCUCUGGGUGUGGGCUCAGACCUGGAUGAGGGCAGCCUUCCAGGGCAGCAGUCAGAUGCCCUGGGGCUGGACCAGGAGGGCCUGCUGCCCAGCAGCACCUCCUCUGACUUCAGCAUUUCCAAGGAGGGCUGCCUGGUCCACGGCCGGGUGGCACUGUCCAAGGCCCGCCCACUGUCCUCCCUGUCCCCUGAAGCCAGCCUUGGAGAUGUGCUCCCACACGUAGAGCCAUCAGAGCUGGGCCUCCAGGCAACCUCCACACCGAUCCAGGAGGGCACCUACGUGGGCAGCUGCUACCACCGCGAUGGCUCACGGCUAAGCGUGCAGUUUGAGGUGCGGCGUGUGGAGCUCCGUGGCACGGCCACACUCUUCUGUUGCUGGCUGGUGAAGGACCUGCUGCACAGCCACCGGGACGCGGCUGCCCGUACCCGCCUGCUGCUGGCCAGCCUGCCUGGCUCCACCCACUCCAUGGCUGAGCUGCCAGGGCCCAGCUUGGGCGAGAUGCUGAGAGCCAAGCCUUGGUCUGAGGAGGCCCCUAAGGCAGCUGAGCUGGAGGGGUUGGCAGCCUGUGAAGGCGCAUACUCCCACAAGUACAGUACGCUGAGCCCACUUGGCAGCGGAGCCUUUGGCUUUGUGUGGACCGCCGUAGAUAAGGAGGAGAGCAAGGAGGUUGUGGUGAAGUUUAUUAAGAAGGAGAAGGUCUUGGAGGAUUGCUGGGUUGAGGAUCCCAAACUCGGAAAAGUGACCCUGGAGAUCGCCAUCCUCUCAAGGGUGGAGCAUGCCAACAUCAUCAAGGUGCUGGACGUGUUUGAGAACCAAAGCUUCUUCCAGCUGGUGAUGGAGAAACAUGGCUCUGGGCUGGACCUCUUUACAUUCAUCGAUUGCCACCCUAACCUGGAUGAGCCCCUGGCCAGCUACAUAUUCCGGCAGUUGGUGUCAGCGGUGGGAUACCUGCGCUCGAAGGACAUCAUUCACCGGGACAUCAAGGAUGAGAACAUUGUGAUCGCGGAGGACUUCACGAUUAAGCUGAUAGACUUUGGCUCUGCCGCCUACUUGGAAAGUGGGAAGUUAUUCUACACCUUUUGUGGCACGAUCGAGUACUGCGCGCCCGAGGUGCUCAUGGGAAGCCCGUACCGGGGCCCAGAGCUGGAGAUGUGGUCACUGGGAGUCACCCUGUACACCCUGAUCUUUGAGGAAAACCCCUUCUGUGAGUUGGAGGAGACUGUUGCAGCCGUGCUGAACCCUCCGUACGUGGUGUCAAAAGAGCUCCUCAGCCUCCUGUCUGGGCUGCUGCAGCCUGCCCCUGAACAACGUACCACCCUGGAGAAGCUGGUGGAGGACCCGUGGGUGACACAGCCUGUGAACCUUGCAGGCUACACCUGGGAGGAGGUGUGUCAGGUGAACAAGCCAGAGAGCGGAGGCCUGGCCAGCAUGACCGUGGACAUGGGCAGGAGGAGCCCGAGUGCAGUGGGAGGGCAGGGCGGCCUGGCCUGCAGCCCCCCGGACCUCUGCUGCCGCUCGCCUCGAGGUCGCCGACCUAGCAGCGGGCGACAGCUCCCCGCCCCGAAUCCCGGAUCCCGGCUCGAGAAGGAGCGGAGCGGCGCUAACGCGGCCCGGGACCCGGCCUAG